This is a messenger RNA of Apis laboriosa (Himalayan honeybee), 312 nucleotides long. It is a transcript of the gene Pdf, whose product is annotated as pigment-dispersing hormone peptides. Gene Ontology annotation, molecular function: hormone activity. Gene Ontology annotation, biological process: response to light stimulus. Gene Ontology annotation, cellular component: extracellular region. The transcript is spliced from 2 exons. Lineage: Eukaryota; Metazoa; Arthropoda; Insecta; Hymenoptera; Apidae. The record is from RefSeq and is a predicted model, not a curated record. The coding region runs from base 44 to 298 and encodes 84 amino acids.
UUCAUUCUUGCGCAUGUUGAUAAUUUGUUUUUGGAAAUAAAGUAUGAUAUCGAGAAAGUGUGUGAUAAUCUUAAUUAUGAUGCUGGGGAUCGUAUACCAAACAUUUGGAACAACUGAAGAUUCUUAUAGAAAUCUGUUGGCAUUAAACUUUCCAUAUGACAGAGGAGUGAAUAACGACCUACAAAGGAUUGCAAAACUAUUACUAUUGCCACCAUGUCUUUGUCAUUCUAAACGUAAUUCUGAACUCAUAAACUCACUUCUAGGUCUACCGAAAAAUAUGAACAAUGCUGGAAAGUAGAAUUGUUAAAAUUC